AUGGGUUGCAGCCAAGCGAAGAUCGAACCUGAAGCAUUGACGCCAGACGAUGCGAGAAUUAUUCGAGAGACCUGGAAAAUGGUUGGUAGAGAAGCCUAUGGUGAAUAUGGUCAACGGCUCAUGCUCAGGAUUUUUCAAAAAUGUCCAGACAUCAAAGCCCUUUGGCAAAAUCCCCGUGUUAUGAAUAAUAAUGCAACCACUACUGCCGAUGACGCCGACGCUCCCAAUACCGCUAAUCGCUGGAAAAUGGAUUUAAGAAAUCAUGGCUCGAAAUUUUUCAAUUCCUUAGAUGAUCUAAUCAGUGUUGUGGAUAAACCUGAAGAACUCUUCAAAAUGCUACACGAUAUCGGCAAUCGUCACAGAGGCUAUGAAGUCAAGCCUGAACACAUUCAAGCUAUUGUUGAUGGGCUUAAUCAUACGAUGGAAUUCGGCUUACGAGACAAAUGGACGGAUAAUCGACAAAAAUCUUUUCAACGUUUAAUUAAUAUUAUUGUUGCUCGAACCAAUCGAGCAUUAUCUGGUACCGAAAAAUGA
Adineta ricciae is the source of this 534-nucleotide messenger RNA. The record is from the annotation of a GenBank genome assembly. NCBI's taxonomy places the organism in Eukaryota, Metazoa, Rotifera, Eurotatoria, Adinetida, Adinetidae.